AUGCCACUGAAGUUGAGAGCAAAAAUCUCACUCCAAGUUUCCCAGGUCGAUGGCCACUUCAUGAUAAUUGAGAUUGAAGAUACUGAAGAAAUAACUCAAUGGCGUCUUAUGGAAAAGAAAAAGAGAAUGAAAGAUUUGAAAAGAAAAGAAAUCGCAGCCAUACGGAUCCAGGCGUGGUGGCGCGGCACCCUGGUGCGCCGCACGCUGCUGCACAUGGCCCUCAGGGCCUGGAUCAUCCAGUGCUGGUGGCGGCUGACGCUGCUCAAGCUGCUGGAGAGGAAGCGGCGAGAGGCCCUGCUGGUCUACGCUCAGCGAGAGAGGGCGGUGAUCAAGCUGCAGUCCCUGGUCCGCAUGUGGCGCGUCCACUGGCGAUACCGCCAGGUGCUCAAUGCCAUCUACGUCAUCCAGUGCCACUGGCAGUGCCACAACUGCCAGACGUGCGCUCUUCUCCGGGGCCACUGUGUGGUCACCGCCACCCACCUGCAGUUCCACAUUGAGAUCAUCAACUCCUAA
Lepus europaeus (European hare) is the source of this 513-nucleotide messenger RNA. RefSeq names its product IQ domain-containing protein F2-like. Gene Ontology annotation, molecular function: calmodulin binding. The transcript has 3 exons. The record is from RefSeq and is a predicted model, not a curated record. Lineage: Eukaryota; Metazoa; Chordata; Mammalia; Lagomorpha; Leporidae. The coding region runs from base 1 to 513 and encodes 170 amino acids.